Sorex fumeus (smoky shrew) is the source of this 843-nucleotide messenger RNA. It is a transcript of the gene RER1, whose product is annotated as retention in endoplasmic reticulum sorting receptor 1. The record is from RefSeq and is a predicted model, not a curated record. The coding region runs from base 164 to 754 and encodes 196 amino acids. Gene Ontology annotation, biological process: retrograde vesicle-mediated transport, Golgi to endoplasmic reticulum; protein retention in ER lumen. Gene Ontology annotation, cellular component: Golgi membrane. Lineage: Eukaryota; Metazoa; Chordata; Mammalia; Eulipotyphla; Soricidae. The transcript is spliced from 7 exons.
CCGCCGGCCAUCUUGGGCGCCCGGAGGCGGCGCCGCGCAGGACUGAGCGGAAGUGCCGUGUGCAGCUUCGCGACGAGCCGAGCCCGGCGCGGCCGCCUGUCCGCGUCCUGCUGCCCGCGGCCUCGAGCCCGCGCUGGGCCGCAGCGGAGCCGCCAGGUGCAGAAUGUCGGAGGGAGACAGUGUUGGCGACUCGGUGCACGGGAAGCCCUCGGUGGUGUACAGGUUCUUCACGCGGCUCGGACAGGUCUAUCAGUCCUGGCUGGACAAGUCGACGCCUUACACAGCCGUGCGAUGGGUGGUCACACUGGGCCUCAGCUUCGUGUACAUGAUCCGAGUCUACCUGCUGCAGGGCUGGUACAUCGUCACCUACGCUCUGGGCAUUUACCACCUCAACCUCUUCAUUGCAUUCCUGUCCCCCAAGGUGGACCCGUCCUUGAUGGAGGACUCAGACGAAGGCCCGUCCCUUCCCACCCGGCAGAACGAGGAGUUCCGGCCCUUCAUCCGGAGGCUCCCGGAGUUUAAGUUCUGGCACGCGGCGACCAAGGGCAUCCUGGUGGCCAUGGCCUGCACCUUCUUCGAGGCCUUCAAUGUGCCGGUGUUCUGGCCCAUCCUGGUGAUGUACUUCAUCAUGCUUUUCUGCAUCACCAUGAAGAGACAGAUCAAGCACAUGAUCAAGUACCGGUACAUCCCGUUCACGCACGGCAAGAGGACGUACAGGGGCAAGGAGGACGCGGGCAAGGCGUUCGCCAGCUAGACGAGGCACUGGGGCCCUGGACACCGCCUUUCUCUCCACUAAAGUAGUUGAUUAGGAGGGAGUCGGAUUUUCUCUUUAAGAAGGAGCUU